Daldinia loculata is the source of this 1040-nucleotide messenger RNA. RefSeq lists its product as uncharacterized. Bases 168 to 848 code for a protein of 226 amino acids. The transcript is spliced from 3 exons. The record is from RefSeq and is a predicted model, not a curated record. Lineage: Eukaryota; Fungi; Ascomycota; Sordariomycetes; Xylariales; Hypoxylaceae.
ACUGAAAAUUUCUAUAAGAAGGCUGAUCUGCGCUGAAGGAUAAUGACUUUUAAUCAUCGCACAUCAGUUCAUCACCAACUUCUCAUACUUCUUCCGUUCUCUCUUGCCAAUUUCUUCCUGCCGGUCAGGUAUCUUAAUUAUAUAUACCCUUCUUUAAAUACUUGACGAUGCCUUCAUUUAAAGCUUUCGCUACUCUUUGCAUCAUGGCCGCUGCCCAGCUAGCUGCUGGCCACGCAGUCAUUACCGAAGCUACCGGCGAUGCUGGUGGAACCGGAAUGGCUCUUGGCGUUGAUACUUCAACUCCCCGAGACGGAACCCGACGAAGGCCAUUCCAGCAGGACAGCACUCGCUUCCGGGGUGACCAAGCCGACACCGUCGGCGAGACUAUCGGCGCUGGCAACAAUGACAUCGAGCAGGGAACCCAGGCCAUCAUGGAUGAGACUGGUGAUCAGCUUCCUCAAGUCACUGCCGGUGGUGAGCUCAAGAUGACCCUCCAUCAAGUCAAUGCCGACGGCGCUGGUCCUUUCCAAUGCAUGAUAAACGACGACGGCACGGGAGAGGACUGGGAAGACAUCCAAGUCACGCAAUCUCCUCCGGGCGACGAUUCGCGGGACCGUGCCGGUAGCGAGACGGAUUUCCCUCUAGUCGCGGCUAUUCCUCAGGAUCAGGAGUGCACCGGGACUGUUGCCGGGCAGGACAAUGCCUGUCUAGUCAGGUGCCAGAACGGAGCCAGAGCCGGGCCUUUCGGUGGGGUCGUUCCGGUCCAGAUGUCUAACUCGAAUUCAACUAAUAAUACACGCCGAAGCAUCUCUCGCGUCAUGAGGAAGAGCGUGGCCUUUGCUGCUUAGCUGCUUAGCUGGCUGGGUGGUCGUCGUCCAAAGCAGAGUUUGGGGCAUCGAAAAGCUAUGUAACACUAAUAUGGGACUGGGCCCUGCACGCUUAUUCUUUUGGAUUGGUCUAGUCGUUCGGGGGCUUGAGAUAGAUAAUCGUAGAGAUAGUAAUAGACUGGUUGAAAGCCGUUGAAAGAGUAUCCUCGAUUU